UCCGAUCAAGCAGAUCAGAUCGUCAUGAAGGUCUUCGUGGUUCUUGCCGUCAUCCUGGCCGUUUCCGCCGCCGCUCCCCAAUUCGGUGGCGGCAAUGCCAACGCGAAUGCUAACGCCAACGCCGAAUCCGAAGGUCAGGGUGGAUUCGGUGGUCGACCAGGUUUCGGUGGUCCAGGCGGUUUCGGUGGUGAAGGCGGUUUCGGUGGACAAGGCGGUUUUGGAGGCGGAUUCGAAGGCCAACGUGAAGGUGGCUUUGGAAACAAGCGACCAGGCGGUUUCGGAGGACCUGGCGGUUUCGGCGGACCAGGAGGACCGGGCGGUUUCGGAGGAAAUGGCGGUUUCGGAGGACAGGGCGGUUUCGGAGGACCAGGAGGCUUCGGCGGUGGCGGUAAUGCCAAUGCCGAUGCUAAUGCCAACGCCAACGCCGAGGGCAACGGAUUCGGAGGAUUCGGCGGAAAUGCUAACGCUAAUGCCAACGCCAAUGCCAACGCCGAGGGCAACGGAUUCGGUCCAGGAUUCGGAGGCGGUAACGCCAAUGCCAACGCUAACGCCAACGCCAGCAGCCGCGGCGGAUCUGCCAAUGCCAACGCAAAUGCCGUUGCCAGCGCCGUCGGCAAAUAAGCAGUUGCGAAUACGAUCCGAAUUUCUCCACUGAUUAGUUUUUUAAUAUUUAUAAAAAAUAAAAAUUAAAAAAAAAAACAGA
Messenger RNA from Drosophila ficusphila, 703 nucleotides. Its product is annotated as glycine-rich protein 5. Bases 25 to 621 code for a protein of 198 amino acids. The record is from RefSeq and is a predicted model, not a curated record. The transcript has a single exon. Lineage: Eukaryota; Metazoa; Arthropoda; Insecta; Diptera; Drosophilidae.